CGGAGGGCACAUUUGACAGGUUUGCCCCCAGUGAAGGAAAAGGUUUGUGCAAACAAAGUGCGAACAUCUCGUGUUUCUUGCAAAAAUGGACUUUUCCCAGUGAAAAAUUCCGCGUAGAAUGAGCGUUUUCAGUAUUUUCAAGUCCCAGCCUGCGCCUGAAGAGGCCACGGACGUUGCUGACCAGUCUUAUUACGUGGUAUUUUCGGAAUGUGUCAAGGACAGUAUCUUCUGGACAGUGGGCGCCUUCGCGUUCACCGUGAUUAUCGUGUGUCUGUACAGAUGGCGGAAGUGGCAUGUGGAGUCACUGGAGAAGAUUGCCGCCAAGGCGCUGAGGAUAUCUGGCUAUGAGAACACGCCCUAUCGCUUCCGGAAGCGCGACAAAGUGAUGUUCUACGGACGGAGGAUGCUGAGGAAGAUGAAGAGCUUCUCCGACCAGGCGUACAGUGGUCAGGGCAAGAAGCGGAAGGCGGUGAUGCGCUUCGCCAGUCGCAUUCUGCAGAUGCAGAAGGACAACAUGCCGAUGCAGCUGAAAGUGCUCGAGCCUCCGGCUGAGUUCCUGGAGGAGAGUCGCGAGGGGAGUCUCGGGAUGCCCCCAGAUGUGCUGUACAUGCUGCAGAGCAUCAGGAUUUUCGGACACUUCGAGAAGCCCGUGUUCUUCAAGCUGUGCAAAUUCACGGAAGUCAUCAAUUUGCAGGCUGGUGAGUUUCUCUUUAAGAUCGGCGACACGGACGACAGUGUGUACGUGGUGCAGACUGGAAGCGUGAAUGUGUUCAUCAACAAUGCCGAUGGCACGACGAUGUCGCUGAAGAUCAUCCGCAGUGGCGAGUCUGUGACUUCCCUGCUCAGCUUCAUCGAUGUGUUGGCGGGAUGCUCGAGUAUCUACAAGACGGUGACAGCCAGAGCCAUGGAGCCCACGCAGGUCAUCCGGCUGCCCAUGUACGCCUUCAAGGAGGUGUUCGACGAGAGUCCGGACAUUCUGGUGCGCGUGGUGCAGGUGAUUAUGGUGCGACUGGAGAGAGUAACGUUUACGGCGCUGAAGAAUUACUUGGGACUGCAUUCGGAGUUGGUUUAUCACGCGCCCAAGGCGUCCAAGAAGUCCGAGAAGGUGAAGAGCUCUCCUGGCCACAGGAGGACCAAUUCGACGUAUUUGGAGGAAGUGAUGGCUCUCUAUGGUCACUCAGGAGAUCGUCCGGACAUGCUGGCGGAUCUGGCCACCACCGAGUGCGCCACGGGCUCGUGCGGACGGAAGGUGUCAGUGGUGAAGAUGUGCGACGAGAAAUCAAUCCACUAUGUCUACGCGCUGGACAGCUUCGUGCGGGAGCUGGGGCUGCAGGAUGAGGACAAGCACUUGCUGGAGGGAGCGAUGGAGGUGAGGGAGUAUCAGGCGGGAGCCACGAUUAUCCGGGAGGGAGACAACAGUGACAAUGUGUCCAUGAUCUUCCUGCUGAGCGGGAAUCUGCAAGUCUACCAGUACAGAUACACUUAUGCCAAUAGUGGCUCCAUCAAGCAAGAGAACACCGAGAGCCACGUGCAGUCCAUUCAUCCGGGUGAGUUUGACGGAGGACUGGCUGUGAUCACUGGCGAGGCGAGUCUGUACACGAUCAGGGCGAAGCACUUCUCCAGAGUGGCUCUGCUCAGUCGCUCCACAGUGUACAAUGUGAUGCGCGAGAGGCCAAAGACCGUGCUGGACAUUGCCAGCAGUGUGGUGAAGAAGCUCUCGCCUCUCGUGAGGCAGUGCGACUUCGCGCUGGAUUGGAUCUUCCUGGAGUCGGGCAGGGCGGUGUUCAGGCAGGACGAGCCCAGCGACAGCACGUACAUCGUGCUGAGCGGCAGAGUGCGGGCCGUGUCGACGCACGCGAACGGGAAGAAGGAGAUCGUGGGCGAGUACGGCAAGGGAGAUCUUGUGGGGCUGGUGGAGAUGAUCACGGACACCACGAGGACCACAACAGCGAUGGCCGUGAGGGAUUCUGAGCUGGCGAAGCUGCCGCAGGGUCUUUUCAAUGCCAUCAAACUGCGCCAUCCGAUGGUGGUGACGCAGUUGUUCGGGCUCCUGAGUCACAGACUCCUGGGCUCCGUCCAGGGAAGACACUCUCUCGCCAUGGGGCCGCAGUCGGUGGAGCCCAAUCCCAUCAAUCACAGAUACUCAACAGUGGCGAUUGUGCCGGUGAAUGAAAACGUGCCGCUCUCGGCGUUCACGUACGAACUCUAUCACUCACUGUCGGCGAUCGGGCCCACGCUCAGGCUCACGUCGGAUGUGGUGCGCAAGACUCUGGGGGCGAACAUUCUGGACAGCGCCAAUGAGUACAGGCUGACGAGUUGGCUGGCGCAGCAGGAGGACAGGAACCAAAUAGCGAUCUAUCAGUGUGACAACAUCGUCUCGCCGUGGACUCAGCGAUGCUGGCGACAAGCUGAUGUCAUCCUGAUCGUGGGCGUGGGAGAUCACGGUCCUGGCGUGGGCAGCAUGGAGAGGGAGAUCGACAGACUCAUGCUGAGGACGCAGAAGGAACUGGUGAUUCUGCAUCCGGACAAUUCCACCACAAAGCCCACGAACACCGUUCAGUGGCUGAACAUGAGAUCCUGGGUGAUGAAGCAUCAUCACAUUCAGUGCAAGAAGAGGAUGUUCACCAGGAAGAGUCAAUACAGAAUUACGGAAUUGUACAACAAAGUGCUGCAGACGGAGCCCAAUCUGCACUCGGACUUCUCCAGGCUGGCCAGAUGGCUCACGGGCAACUCGGUGGGUCUGGUGCUGGGCGGCGGAGGGGCGCGUGGAGCGGCGCACGUGGGCAUGCUGAAGGCUAUUCAAGAGGCUGGAAUCCCCAUCGAUAUGGUUGGCGGCGUGAGCAUUGGGGCGCUGAUGGGCGCUCUGUGGUGCUCCGAGAAGAACAUCACCACCGUGACGCAGAAGGCCAGGGAGUGGUCAAAGAAAAUGACUCAAUGGGGCCACCAAUUGAUGGACCUCACCUAUCCCAUCACUUCCAUGUUCUCCGGGAGGGACUUCAACAAGACCAUCAGGGACACUUUUGGGGACAUAUACAUUGAGGAUCUGUGGAUUCCCUACUUCACCCUCACCACGGACAUCACGGCGAGUUGUGCUCGUGUUCACACGCACGGAUCUCUAUGGCGCUAUAUAAGGUCAUCAAUGUCCCUCAGUGGCUAUAUGCCGCCUCUGUGCGAUCCCAAAGAUGGACAUCUUUUGCUCGAUGGAGGAUAUGUCAACAAUCUUCCAGCUGAUGUGCUGAGAGCGCAAGGCGCCGCCCAUAUAAUUGCCAUCGAUGUUGGGAGUCAGGAUGAGACCAAUCUGACGGACUAUGGCGACUACUUGUCUGGCUGGUGGCUCAUCUACAAGAAGUUCAAUCCCUUCACAACGCCCGUGAAGGUGCCCAACUUGCCGGACAUCCAGUCACGCCUGGCGUACGUGUCGUGCGUGCGCCAGCUGGAGGAGGUGAAGAGCAGCGACUACUGCGAGUACAUUCGUCCGCCCAUUGAUCAGUACAAGACGCUGGCGUUCGGCCAGUUCGAUCACAUCAAGGACGUGGGCUAUGCCCAUGGCAAGGAGGUGUUCGAGAAGAUGACCAAGUCCGGCCGGAUUUCGCUCUUCAACCAGUGGUAUCCGCAAGAGAGUGGCGUGCAGAAGGCCACGCCGCACUCGCUCAACGAGUACACAUUCACGGAUCUGGCGCAGAUCGUGUGCCGCGUCCCGGCGACGUACACCGAGAACCAGUACUCAUCCAGUGACGAGGAUGUGUACUUCGACGGGUACAUCUCAGAGCCGUCCAGCCUGUAUCCCAUGGGGAAGCCGCUCAAUCUCAAGCGCACGGGCGGAUCGCUGUCGCUGUCGGAGAACGAGAUGGACUCGGACGAUUUGGAGGUGCCGACGCUGCUGCAGCUGAGCGGGAAGACCAAAGAGCGACUGGAGUCGCAGGAGUUCGAGAAGCGCAAGGCCACCGAGGAGUCACCGAAGAAGUCACAGUGAGAAGAGCCAGAAGAUGCAUAAAUAUAAAGAGGGAGUUUAUUUUGAAGGAAAUGACAGAGAGAGAUUUGUACA
This is a messenger RNA of Phlebotomus argentipes, 4045 nucleotides long. RefSeq names its product neuropathy target esterase sws (gene sws). Lineage: Eukaryota; Metazoa; Arthropoda; Insecta; Diptera; Psychodidae. Gene Ontology annotation, biological process: phosphatidylcholine metabolic process. The record is from RefSeq and is a predicted model, not a curated record. Gene Ontology annotation, molecular function: phosphatidylcholine lysophospholipase A1 activity. The transcript is spliced from 6 exons. The coding region runs from base 119 to 3973 and encodes 1284 amino acids. Gene Ontology annotation, cellular component: endoplasmic reticulum.